AAGCGGCGGCCCCGCCCUCCCCCUUCACACUGGGAUAGAGCCGAGGGGGAGAUGGCCCGGGAGAGGCGGCAUUGGCACCAUGACAUUACCCAGCCUGCUGGUGGCUCUGAUUUUAGGGACGACCCCCGCAGCGGGCAGCUUUGUCGCGGCCUCUCUUAACCCUCCCCUUGCCCCUGCUCGCGGCCCGCAGCAUCCCCGCUCGCGCCACGCCGCGCCGGCCCCCCAGCACCGGCCCGGCUGCCCGGGGGGCGAAGGGCCAGGGGGGCGCUUUGUCAACGUGACCGAGUUCGGCGCCGAGUGCCUGCCCUGGGCGGAGGUGCCCGCUUUCCUGCAGAAGACCCCGCAGGGGAAGGGGCUGCGGGGCCAGCACAACUUCUGCAGGAACCCCGACGGCAGGAGCAGACCCUGGUGCUUCUACCGGAACAGCCGGGGCAGGGUGGACUGGGGCUACUGUGACUGCAAACAAGGGUCAGUGCGACUUCGAGGUGGCAAGAAUGAGUUUGAAGGCACAGUUGAAGUUUAUUUGAAUGGAAUUUGGGGAACAAUCUGCAGCAGUCAUUGGGACAAUAAUGAUGCAUCAGUCAUAUGUCGGCAGCUUGAGCUUGGCAAAAGAGGUACAGCAAAGCAUACGCCAUUUUCUGGACUGGGCCUUAUCCCUGUUUAUUGGAGUGAUGUACGUUGCCAUGGUGAUGAAGAAAAUAUACUGCUGUGUGAAAAAGACAUCUGGCAGGGUGGAACAUGUCCUCAAAAAAUGGCAGCUGCUGUCAUGUGUAGCUUUUCCCAUGCCUUUAUUCCAAUCCGUCUGGCUGGCGGGAGCAAUGCUCAUGAAGGAAGAGUGGAAGUCUACCACACUGGCCAAUGGGGAACUGUCUGUGAUGACCAGUGGGAUGAUGCAGAUGCUGAAGUUGUCUGUAGGCAGCUUGGCCUUGGGGGAGUAGCCAAGGCAUGGAGCCAGGCUUACUUUGGAGAAGGCUCAGGACCAGUGCUGCUGGAUGAAGUACGUUGUACAGGGAACGAGCUGUCCAUAGAACAGUGUCCAAAGAGCUCCUGGCGAGACCACAACUGUGGCCACAAAGAAGAUGCAGGAGUUUCCUGCACACCUCUUACAGAUGGUGCAAUAAGACUAGCAGGUGGGAAAGGCAGUCAUGAAGGACGUCUGGAGGUACAUUACAGCGGGCAGUGGGGCACAGUCUGUGAUGACGGGUGGACUGAGAUGAAUACACAGGUGGUUUGUCGGCAGCUUGGAUUUAAGUAUGGAAAAAGUGCAUCAGAAAGCUACUUAGAAGAGAGGACUAGGCCUAUCUGGUUGGAUGAUGUCAGCUGCUCAGGAAAAGAAUCAACCAUUCUUCAGUGCUCAAAGAGAGAGUGGGGAAAGCAUGAUUGCAACCAUCAGGAGGAUGUCAGAAUAACCUGUCACACAGAUAAUGACAGCCAUAGAUUCUCACUGGGUCCUCCCAUCAGGCUGAUGGAUGGUGAGAAUAAGAAAGAAGGACGUGUGGAGAUUUUUAUCAAUGGCCAGUGGGGCACAAUUUGUGAUGAUGGAUGGUCUGAUAAGGAUGCAGCUGUGGUCUGUCGACAGCUUGGCUACAAAGGCUCAGCCAGAGCAAGGACUAUGGCAUAUUUUGGGGAAGGGAAAGGACCAAUCCAUGUGGAUAAUGUGAAAUGUACAGGAAGUGAGAGAUCCCUGACAGACUGCAUAAAACAGGAUAUUGGAACACACAACUGCCGUCACAGUGAAGAUGCUGGCGUGAUUUGCGACUACCUUGGCAAGAAAGCAUCCGGGAACAGUAAUAAAGAUUCCCUUGCUUCUGUUUGUGGAUUGAGGUUACUGCAUCGUCGACAGAAGCGGAUAAUUGGUGGGAAAAAUUCUUUAAGGGGCGGUUGGCCCUGGCAGGUUGCCCUCCGACUGAAAUCAUCUCAUGGUGAUGGAAGACUCUUAUGUGGUGCCACACUCAUCAGCAGCUGUUGGGUGAUCACUGCAGCACACUGUUUUAAGAGGUAUGGCAACAAUACUCGGAACUAUGCCGUGCGAGUUGGGGAUUAUCACACGCUGGUUCCUGAGGAGUAUGAGGAGGAAAUUGGAGUCCAACAGAUCGUGCUGCACAAAGAAUACAGGCCUGACAGCAACGACUAUGACAUUGCGCUAGUGAGGUUGCGGGGACCAGAAGAACAGUGUGCCAGAUUCAGCACCCAUGUCUUACCUGCAUGUUUGCCACUGAGGCGAGAGCGGCCACAGAAAACUGCCCCCAGCUGUUACAUCACUGGGUGGGGUGACACAGGAAGGGCCUAUUCAAGAACAUUGCAACAAGCUGCCAUCCCCCUACUUCCUAAGAGACUCUGUGAAGAGCGUUAUAAGCGAAAGUUCACAGGGAGGAUGCUCUGUGCUGGAAACCUCCAAGAACAGAAACAUGUGGACAGUUGUCAGGGAGACAGUGGUGGACCACUCAUGUGUGAACGUCCAGGGGAAAGCUGGGUUGUGUAUGGGGUUACUUCCUGGGGUUAUGGCUGUGCAAUCAAAGACUCUCCAGGUGUCUAUACCAAAGUCUCAUCCUUUGUACCCUGGAUAAAAAGUGUGACCAAAUUGUGAUCAUCCCGACUCAGAAACAGUAAGCAUUAAUAAAAGGAAGUUUCUGAGUCAGACGGGGCAGCUUGAAUAGCACAGCCAAUGCACAGCUGGGGCCCACACUGGGUGGGAAAUGGACACAUUCUUCUGUUUUGCAUGUUUUUAUUUUUGUUGAAUCAAGGAUGCAUAUUCACACUACUUGUACAGUUACAGAUUAAUGUGAAAUUUCCUUCAUGUUGAGCAAAAGUUUAUAUUUGUAUGGAAAAAUGCAAUAUACAUAAAGUUGGAGGGGAAAAGGGGCCAACAUUUUACUCCAAUAUUGGAUUGGGACAAUUUGAGAGUUCAGUAGACUAGUUACUCCCCACGAGAAGACUGCACUGGCAUUUAUGCUUCAGGUUCCUCCCAGAAUUACUUAUAAUCCUCACUUCCAGAGUAACCUAUUUAGGUCGAUGGUUGCCCCACUUAGAACUCCUCUAAUUUUAAAAAAAGGCAUUGUCCUUCUAUUCUGUCUCAUCUGUGUUUCAGGUAUCAGCACAGCACAGGCUUUGCAUGCACAGGUCACAUUUGUCACUGGAUCAUUCUUAGUAACUCAGUAGGUCUACACCCUUCACUAGAGCAGUUUGAUUGCAAGACCUGCCAUUAAUUAUAACCCAAUUCUUCAGAACAAAUGUCCACACAGGUUAGUGUCCCCCACUCCCUGAAUAAUGCACCAUGUCCAAGUACAACUGGUCAGUGCAGCAGGGUAGAAUAAAAUUCCUGCAAAUAAAGUGCCCUGUACACCUUCGUGUGCCAGAUUAAAAAAUAAAAGGGGGUGGGGGACGUAGGGGCAUAUUUGAAUUUCUGAAACACAGAGUAUCUUCAUUUAAAGAAAUGCCAAAAAACAGGGCACAUGCUAUUUUUGGUGGGAAUUACAUUGUCCUAUCCUGACAUCCACUACUAACUAUGGAUGCACCAAAAGCACUGGCCUAAAGGAUAGAGAAUAAGCCAAAAAUUUUCCUUGAAUAAAAAUGAAGGUUAUUUACCUAUAAUAGGAGUUCUUUGAGAUGGGUCUGCAUAUUCACACUUAUAGGUACUCACUGCCUUGUGGUGCCUUACAGCAAACACCUCUUCCAACAGUGUCAGCUAGAGCAGUAGCACCUUAGAGACUAACCAAUUUAUUUGAGCAUAAGCUUUCGUGAGCUACAGCUCACU
Molecule: messenger RNA, 3754 nt
Organism: Caretta caretta (loggerhead turtle)
Lineage: Eukaryota; Metazoa; Chordata; Testudines; Cheloniidae
Gene: PRSS12
Product: serine protease 12
Biological process (GO): proteolysis
Cellular component (GO): membrane
Molecular function (GO): serine-type endopeptidase activity
Source: RefSeq, a predicted model, not a curated record